This is a messenger RNA of Strongylocentrotus purpuratus (purple sea urchin), 3632 nucleotides long. RefSeq names its product calcium/calmodulin-dependent protein kinase kinase 1. Gene Ontology annotation, molecular function: calcium/calmodulin-dependent protein kinase activity; calmodulin binding; ATP binding. Gene Ontology annotation, cellular component: cytoplasm. Lineage: Eukaryota; Metazoa; Echinodermata; Echinoidea; Camarodonta; Strongylocentrotidae. Bases 995 to 3025 code for a protein of 676 amino acids. The record is from RefSeq and is a predicted model, not a curated record. Gene Ontology annotation, biological process: intracellular signal transduction; protein phosphorylation; positive regulation of protein kinase activity. The transcript has 17 exons.
GCAUGCAAUAAAUGGCAAUAAUGAAUGAAAUAUUUCUGCACACUUUUCGCGAUAAUUUCUCACGGAUCCAGAUUGGUCACAUGACACACACACAGACGACAACUACUAUUGCUAUUUUGGGAACAGAAAACAGACUGAAAACGGAGAGGUUAUCAACGCGAAAAAUAAGCCAUACAUGUGGUUGAGACUACAGCUGAUAUUUUGACGGUCAUUCUUGGAUUUGCGGCAGACUUGGAGCUGUUUAGUGGACCUUGUCUCUCGGUCAAGGACCCGGAGCUUUACGGGUGUUUUCAAGUUUAUCCUGAGGCCAAGGGCGAAGAGAGACAAGUAAAUAAGUGAUAAGCUAUCAAAGUCGAGGUUUAGGAGAAGAAGGUCAGUUUAAAGUCAAGAGUGAAGUCUAUUGGGAAGACACCCAGACAGGAUUUGACCUCAACGAGAGGUCAAGGGUCAUCUCCAAGCGUUGAGUUCAAGUUGGGAUUACCCCAGAGCGAGGAGAGAAGCAUAAACACCCAGCAACAGGUUGGCCUGCCGUCACGUGAGCCGUGCUAGCUGUUACAAGCCAAGCGAGACUCCAGGCAUCGGGUUACCAAGUCUAUUAAUACUAGUGCCACUAGCAACAUGUAACGUGUUAUGAUCUCACGCAAAUCCCGCGCUGAUAAACUUAACAACUCGCCCGCUAUCAUCAUCACUGUCGGCUGGCAUCGGUGGUAAUGAUAUGCUACUCUGUCUCACACUUUGCGUCAGAGUCAUUCACAUGCCUCUAAUGAACAGCUACUUUUGUCUGUCACGGCGAGAGCUCCAAUCAUCCUUCCCAGGCAAGGCCGUCUUUUGAAGUUGGAUCGUCUUUGAGAGUGAAGGAUCGAGGACGAGGUGUCGUUGAUCACACAUCUGCUUCUCAGUGUGGACCCUCCCUAUCAUCGUAGCUACUAUCCUGCAGACGCUCCUUCCUCCAGAACCUGGACGAAACCUGCUGCUAAAGGCAGCAGACGCAUGUAUGUGGCCGGCCUGGGUGCCCGUGCUCAAACGAAGAAGGAAAGGACCAGCUUAUAGUGACCAGCAAGACGAGGGAUCAUGCACCAAGAUGGGGGCAGGGAACAGCGCCACUAUCUGCGAUAAGUUUCGCAGCAGCAGCUCCUCGGAUCUCUCUCCAGGAAGCAGCGUAGAUCAACAUCCAGCCACGGAUAAAAGCAACGGAAAUGGGAAGAAGGUCUUGUCUGAAGGACAAAUAUCAUUUGGUGUGGCUCCAAAAUCCUUCGGAGGGAAGCAGCAGCACACAGCAGGGAGGAGAGAAAACGGAGACGGCAUGGACACGGGAGAUGCAUCCCAUGUAGCGUUGCUUAGCGACCACACUAAAAGUACUCAGGAGGAAGACGAGAAAAUGGACACUAUGGAAUCGGAACCAAAAGUAAUUUUCACGGCGGGUGAUGCCGACGACGACGACGAUGACUUGUCCCCGUCAGAAUCGACGCCAAACUUUCAGUCGUGGCAGCAGCACCACGAGCUGGUGCGAGGUCGGCCAUACCUGGCGUUGGACACCAGGAUACGAUCGCACAGCCAGUCAGAGGUGGAGGACUGUACCUACUACCGCGGGGUGCGGCCGGUCAGCAGUGCCAUGCCCAUUGUGGACGUGACCGGGCGGCCGUUGAGCUGCGGACAGCGUGAGAUGAUGCCGACCAGUCCGCGAGGAAGAAUAGUCGUUAAAAGUAUCAGUGCCGAUAAUCCCACCCAGAUCCUUACGUCACAAAUGCUAUCUGUCCCCAACGGAUCACCAUCAAGUGCUCCAAAGCAAGUGCCUGCAUCUCGGCGGAUCUACCCGUCGUUACCCUACUCACCUUACGGUUCACCAUCUGGAUCUCCAUGUGCCUCACCCCGCACCAAACGACCACCUACCAAGGAGUCCAGGACCAUCUCCAUUCUAGACAAACUGAACUACGUGCAGCUGAACCAGUACCACUUGAAAGAUGAGAUCGGCAAGGGUUCUUACGGAGUCGUCAAGCUAGCCUACAGUGAGGAAGACGAUACAAACUAUGCAAUGAAAAUCCUAUCCAAGAAGAAACUCAUCAAGAAAGGAGGAUUUGCAAAACGCCCACCACCACGAGGAGGAAAGCCUAACAAGGCACCCAAGACACCCCUAGAUCGAGUCUACCAAGAGAUUGCAAUCCUCAAGAAGUUGGACCAUCCAAAUAUAGUCAAGCUCUUUGAGGUUUUGGAUGACCCAAAUACAGAUUACCUCUAUAUGGUGUUUGAGCUGGUGGAGAAAGGUCCUGUUAUGGAGGUGCCUUCGGACAAUCCUCUGAGUGAGAUGCUGGCUUGGACUUACUUCAGGGACAUCGUACAGGGGAUAGAGUUCUUGCAUUAUCAGAAGGUGAUCCAUAGAGACAUCAAGCCUUCCAAUCUACUCCUGGAUGAUGACAAUCAUGUCAAGAUUGCAGAUUUUGGAGUGAGUGACAAGUUUGAGGGGAUCGAUGCCCUGCUGUCGGACACCGUGGGUACACCCGCCUUCAUGGCUCCAGAGUCCCUGCUGGAGGAGUCCAACAAGUACGGUGGACGGGCCUUGGAUGUAUGGGCCAUGGGCUGUACCCUCUACUGCUUUCUAUUUGGUCAGGUUCCGUUCCAGGACAACUUUAUCCUUGGCCUUCAUAACAAGAUUAGGACUCAGCCUGUCAUGUUUCCUGAAGAUAUCGAGGUUUCAGCUGAGGUGAAGCAUCUAAUCUCUAGGACGUUGGAGAAAGAACCCCAGAAGAGAAUAACACUACCUGAACUCAAGGAAGAUCCCUGGAUAACGCAACAUGGUGAGGAACCACUGAUGUCACAGGAAGAGAACUGUGUACUGGUCGAAGUAUCUCAGGAUGAAGUAGAUAGCUGUAUCAAACGACUACCAAAGAUUGAAACUCUUAUACUUGUGAAGAAUAUGCUGAAGACUCGAUCAUUUCAUAACCCGUAUAGGAACUCAAGGAAAGGGAGAUUCGCUUUGUCAUCCCUUGGCUCUAGUGUGGAUAGUAAACCCGAGGCUACCGUCAAAUAAACCUUCAACCCCGUCAUACUGACUUCUAGUAGACACACUGUUUCUUGUAAGUCCAAAGUGAAGGGAGAUCGACCAAUGGAAAUGAACUGUACCAGACUGAGAUUUUGGCUCAAUGUGAUGAAAGGAGUCUGAUGGUGGCACGGAUUGGAGAAGCCGGUUCUGACAGCCUCUGGAGAGUGGAGUUUAAGGAUUGGUUUUAGGAGGAUAUAUUUGUUAUUUUGUUGAAGACUCUGGUUGAAGAAGUGAUCCAGCUGGAGGGAUCUGAGUUACGUCUGCACGUGCCAUGAAGAUAUGGUGAUCGAGUCAGAGAACGCUGCUACGUGGAGAGCGAAUUUUAUUUACCCACCCCUUGCAAGAGUAGACAUAGAGCGGCCUUAGAAAUGAGGGAAGGAAGGAAGGAAGGAAAAGAAGAAACAGGAAAAAGAGAUGGAUGAUCUACUGCUACAAUAUGGAUCAUCUCUGCAGUUCUGGUAGAGCUGGAGGCAACAAGGCUGGAAAAGAUCUGAUGGGAAAAACCUGCAAUAAGAUGUCCUUUUGACUGUGAAUGGCUCAGAGAUGUUCUCGUAUUACUAAUUAUACCUUAGCCCAUGGCUUAUAAAAUCAAUUA